This is a messenger RNA of Clunio marinus, 558 nucleotides long. The record is from the annotation of a GenBank genome assembly. Lineage: Eukaryota; Metazoa; Arthropoda; Insecta; Diptera; Chironomidae.
AUGACAAAUGUAGAAGAUAUCAGAAGUACAAUAACAAUUAUAGAUUUGAGCAGUGAUGAAGAAGAUAUUUUUUCUGAACAGNAUCCGGAACAAAAACCAAGAAAUGUUGCAGUAAAACGAGGUGCAACUUCGACGCAAAAUUCCGAACUUUUGCCUCAAGAGCAACCGCAACAAUCAAAAGCUAAUGAAAAAAAGUUUCUAAAAGAUCGUCACCUUUUGGAAGGAUCAAAGUUUCUGGAAGAUUUCAAUCCUGAAUAUUCUCGUCGAGAAAUGAACAAACGCCACAAUUUAUUCAACAAACAGAGAAAACCUGUUGUUAAGAAAGUCAGCACUUCAAUGUAUGAUGAACAAGGAAAAUUUCGAAUAUCUAAAAAAGAUGUAUGUGAUUGUUUUGAAUUGGAUUGUCCUGGAUGUCAUUUUCCUUGUGAAUAUUGUAAGUCACAAAAAUGCGGCACAUACUGUCGUGUUAAUCGUAAAUGGACAUACGAAAUGAUUGAGUACGAUGGAAAAGACUUGGUAAAAACAAAUCCUUUUCUCACAACAGACGGUGUACAUUAG